GUUCUACAAUACGUACGAUUUAAUAGUAUGUAUUUCAAAAAGUAUAUAUGAAUGAUGUCGGGAAAUGACGAGAUUCAUCAUGUCGUGCAGAACAAUGAAAAGAAUGUAUAAGUAGUGAUAUGGUUUUUGACUUUUGUAAUGUUCAAUCCAACGAGUGAACACAAAGACGAUGAAUUGGAAGAUGUGCUAAACUGAAUUACACGUUUUUUAAAUGCGGGCAUGAUUUUGUUUCAAUACAAUAAUAAUGGAGGCGACUCAUUGGUCACCUUUUAUCUAAAGAUUACAGGACAUUAUCUGUUGAGGAAACCAUUUGAUAGCAGCAUCAGAUGCAAUAUGUACUAAUAAAUGACAAUGCAGAGAGUAUGCAGAGAUUUAAAAUAUAACUGCAUUUGAAACAAUUACUUAAACAUAGGCCGGUAUUCAGAGUCGUUACUUGUUCUUAAGUUUAUAAAUUGCAGCAUGUGGUAUAUUGUAAUUCAACUUGUAUAUUCAUUAUCCGGUAUUACGUAAAUUUUUAAAAUAAGUGCUACCUCAAACAUUCACCCAUGAAUGAUUGCUCCACUUUUUUGGUAUAUCGCGUAACAGUCAUCAUCAUCAUUAUUCCGUUUUAGAAUCGACUUUUAUCGACGAAUCCGAUUGAUCGAUACACUUCGGUGUAUAUGUGUGUGUGAUGAAAUGCACUCGGAUGACAGCGCGUAUACUGACGCGGCUAAGAAUAUUUAAGGUUUACGAUUUAAACAAGGUGAUGGGACCGUAGUUUGAAAGUUACGAGAAGGAACUCGAGUAACAUGUUUGCGUAUUUUCACGGGAGAUGGUUUUAUGAGUGCGCCAUCGUCCUGUCCUUCAGCCUUCGUUAUUGCUUGUUACAUACAAGUUGAGUACAUCAGGUGCAUGGCGGCUUGUGAGUGCACCAAAGGCGAGACGCGUGGGAAGAUCUGGGAAACGCGAGAAGCUGCGUUUAAAAAGAAACAGGUGUAAGAGGAUCAGAAGUGUAUAAGCGCGUCGAAAACUGAAAUCACGAUGGACGAGUGUAUGCUGAACGAUCUGCUGGAAUGCUCGGUGUGUCUCGAACGGUUGGAUACAUCGAGUAAAGUACUUCCCUGUCAGCAUACCUUUUGCAAGAAAUGCUUGGAAGAGAUAGUUGGCACGCAUCGUGAGCUCCGUUGUCCCGAGUGUCGAAUUCUGGUCGACGCUAAAGUGGACGAUUUACCUCCUAACGUGUUGCUGAUGCGCAUCUUGGAAGGAAUGCGCAAUGCAACUCCUAAACCGAUAAAAUCUGUAACUAAAACCAACUCGGGACCUCAGAGACUCUUCGGUGGCCAUCAAGUUACUUCAGCUCCUAUCGUAACUACUAGUCCUAGUCCUGCCGCGCAUACCAACGAGCCAGUUCGCCAUGCGAACGCUAUGGCUAAACAGAUUCAGCUUCAUAAUCAGACGUACGGUCGGGCAAUCUACGAUUACAUGUCGAAAGUUCCAGGAGAUCUGUCUUUCAAGAAGGGUGACAUUGUCGUCCUUCGAAAAAAGAUUGACAACAACUGGUGUUUCGGGGAAAGUGCCAAUAGUCAUGGAGUUUUCCCUCUGUCCUACGUUCAGGUAAUGACACCACUGACCCCACAUGUUCCUCAGUGCAAAGCUUUGUAUGAUUUUAGAAUGACUAACGAUGAUGAAGAUGGAUGUCUUACGUUUAAUAAGGGCGAAGUGAUUAGCGUUAUUAGAAGAGUCGACGAAAACUGGGCCGAAGGGAAACUUUUAGACAGGAUUGGUAUUUUUCCAUUGGCCUUUGUAGAACUGAACAGCGUGGCAAGAGCACUAAUGAAACUUUCAACAAAUGUACAGCCAGGACCAUCGAGAGUAGCACCUCCUACUCCGACUAACGAAGAAACUACACCUCUGAUACCAACGGAUCAUUCGCGUAAUUUACAAACAAGCCAGCCACGACCUCAACUCGUACAAAACACAAUUUUACCGGUGUCCGACUCCGUUUCAAGCGUAUCGUCAGGAGGUAGUUCUUCGACUACCACUCCAAACACUCCCAACAGCUCUACUACGUCUAGCAGUUCUAGCACUGCUCCAAGCAGCCCCAGCAGUCCAGCUACGUCUCCUCCCGCAGUCGGAAAUAGACAUAACGCGAAGCGUCACAGUUUUACUGCUGUCAACACUGGCCAUCAACCUCAUCCAUAUCACAGACACAGCGCCGAAAUACUUGGCCCUCCGAUGGACAACGCUGUUGGCAGUGGUGGUUGCAGCAACGACACGUUCACUCCAGCGCAGACAAACAUCAACACGGGAGAUCAUAAUCCUCGACACAGGCGAAGUGGCAGCAGCGAUCUUGCGCUCGCACAAUUAUCGCAGACUUUGUCGACGACGGGAAACAGCCAUUUGCCAGCUGCGUACAUCGCUCUGUAUCCGUACAAGCCUCAGAAAGCAGAUGAACUCGAAUUGAGAAAAGGUGGAAUUUACAUGGUGACGGAACGUUGCCAAGAUGGAUGGUUCAAGGGAACUUCUAACCGUACACAAAAGUGCGGCGUUUUUCCUGGAAACUAUGUUGCGCCUGCCAAAUGUCAACGUGGUUUAUGCCGAGGAUCGCCGAAUACCGGGCAGCAUCAGAACUUUUCACUGUCGACCAGUCAAAACAACGAAUCACGGACUGUGACGUGUACCAAGAAUAAGGGACCCGCUCCACAACCAUAUAACGCGCGUACACUGUUACCACCAGAGUUGCCACCGCGUGCAAUCAGCCCGUCUUCUGCGGUGUCGUCGUCCUGGCACGGUCAAAGCCAAACGACGCAGAGUCAAGAAAACAGUCCGCCACGAUACAAUGAGCAAAAUUCGGCGAACCCCCUCGGACGCAGUCACAGUGCCGUCAUGUCAUCCAACAUUUCAUCUCCCGGGAAGCAAGUAACACAGUCGUCCAUCACGGUUGCCACCAGUGGUACCGCAGCGACUGGCGGUGCUUCCAACGUUGUGAACGAAACGAAUAAAAGUCCAAACAACAGUUUGCAUGCAGUGGCUUCUCCUUCGUCCGCCGCGUCUGUUCCAACUCCCAAGAAUACCGAGAAGCAGAAGGAGAAAAAGGAUAAGUGUGUCUCUUUAAUGCGUCGACUGACAAAUAUUAAGAAAUCGAAAUCACCGCCACCAACCACGUAUUCAAUGGAUAAUCCCGUGUUUGAUGAUGGUAACUCGAUCAAUCCCGUCCAUGUUCGAUCGGGAUCUUGCCCAAGUCAAUUGCUACAAGCGGGAGCUACGCAGGAAUUAAAUGCUUCAAACAACCACCAUCGUUUGUGUCCAGGCACUGUGCAGGGGCACGUCACCUCUUCACAAAGACUUAAAUACAAGGAGAGACCAUCGAUACCGGUCUCACUCCUCCAAAGAUCAAACGAAUCAGGAGUGGCGUGUACACCAAUGGGUAAUCAUCAUCGUAAGAGUAAUUCUUUAGACGCUGGCAUGGGAAAACAAACGAAACAGCAACCUACUCGCGAACGAGAACGAGUGUAUAGAUUUCGUUGCAUCGUACCUUAUCCACCCAACAGCGAGUUUGAAUUGGAACUCCGAGUGGGGGACAUUAUCUAUGUACACAAAAAGCGCGACGACGGCUGGUACAAGGGCACUCUACAAAGAACCGGUCGUACCGGUCUCUUUCCGGCGAGCUUCGUCGAAGCGUUCUGAGAUACAGCGCAAAACUGUCUGGUAUUAGAGACCUGUAUAUAAUUCCGAAAAGUCCGUGGUGACGUGUUCCGAGUCACUUUUCAAGUUUACUAUAAUUAUUAUCGGUACGAGGUAAGUGUACGAUCUAAAUCGGAAAUCUAAGCUACGGUAGCAACAAUGCAAUACUGAACGAUGCAUUGAACGUGUACUUGUAUAUUACGUACAACUGAUUUAGGUAUCAAUCAGUAGCCGAUUUCGCUCGUAAUUACGACAUAAGGGACUUUUUUUUAAUCGUACAAUUAAUUGAAUAUGAAAUUGUCCAAAGUGGAUACUGCCAUUGAUCUUGUAUUUAAAAUAAUAAUUAAACGCAGCAAGUAAGAGAUUACACCGAUACUGCCAUUUGAACAAGAA
Molecule: messenger RNA, 4056 nt
Organism: Ceratina calcarata
Lineage: Eukaryota; Metazoa; Arthropoda; Insecta; Hymenoptera; Apidae
Gene: POSH
Product: SH3 domain containing ring finger posh
Exons: 13
Coding region: 1021-3666 (881 amino acids)
Biological process (GO): positive regulation of JNK cascade; positive regulation of proteasomal ubiquitin-dependent protein catabolic process; protein ubiquitination
Molecular function (GO): ubiquitin protein ligase activity; protein binding; metal ion binding
Source: RefSeq, a predicted model, not a curated record